AUGUACAAAGAUGAUGAAAAUCGGGGUGGUACUGGUGCGCCAAUGAGACGGAUGAUUCGCAGACCGAGGAUAUUGGCUCGACGAGUUGUUCGGAAAAAGUCGCCGAACAUUCCAAGUAGUAUUGAAACCGCGGAUCCAAAGCAAUGUUCGAUAGAGAAGGAAGAAUAUAGCGAUGAUAAAAUGGAUGAAGCUUCUCGCGCUGAAGCCAUAUUUGGUUGUGCUGCUCUUGGUGAAAUAAUUCGAAAAAAUCAGCCGUUUCCUAUCACUGAGCAUGUUCCGGUCUUCGAUGACAGUCAACUCUGUAUGCGUUUUGGUAAUGAGGAAGAUGUAUCAGACCGCGUUCGCAUGAUUGGUGUCACUCUUGCCGAACAUGCUUUAAAAGCUUUGAGAACCGUUUCAGAAAAUGAAUCACGUUUUCAAUUUACGUUUCCCAAAGAGGCUGCAAAAGUCAACUUAAAUUCAGCGGAUGACUCAGCUAGUGUAUCUCAAAUAUUAAGUGGUUCUCAUCCAGUAGAACAGGACAAUCCAUCUGCCUCAUCUUCCCGGAGUCCCAUCAUUCUUCGGAUCACGAGAACGAAGUCCGGUAGUCGGGAAGUUUCCACAGGUGAUCACACUGUUCGUCAGCAUGUGAAACGAAAGGAAUAUCCUAAAAACCAGGGAAAAGCGGGUGCUGUAACGCGUAAGAAAAUGGCAAAAGAAUAUGAUUCCCCGACCACAUCAGUUGAGUGUGGAAGUUCUAUUAAGCGAAGAAAAAGCGAUGCUGAUGUUGUUGAACAUCUUACUCGCGAGGAGAAAGCUCUUGUCGACCAGGUGUUACUACUUUGUAGACAAUUCAUCAGGUCAAUAAAUUAUGCUGAUGCGAGCUGGUAUAGUAAACUUAAAAAGGCUGUCUAUUUGCGACUGCAGCAGCUGGUGGAGAAUAUGAAGAAUACAAUGUCAAGACGUAGAGAAUUACGCGAACGUAAUGAGGAACUUCGCAAAUUGCAUCAGCAUCUCAUUGAUCGGAAUCGGAUCAGUGAGCCUCAAUAUGCAUAUGAAGAGGUUCUGCCAGAUCCUAGCACUGAAAAUUUGGAUCCUCAACAAUCAGAAUAG
Molecule: messenger RNA, 1092 nt
Organism: Loa loa (African eye worm)
Lineage: Eukaryota; Metazoa; Nematoda; Chromadorea; Rhabditida; Onchocercidae
Exons: 9
Coding region: 1-1092 (363 amino acids)
Source: RefSeq, a predicted model, not a curated record